GUGGGUAAUAUAUGCAAAAAUUAAGUUCGCUUUAUCUUCUUCCGACUUUGCUUCCCUCCCAGAAAAUAUUAAAAUAAUAAUCUCCCAAAUUAACAGAGCUUCUCUCUUGCAACGUAUAAAUUUCAAGCUCUGCCUCCUCCUCAGAUAUUUCUGAGUCUCAGCAAACAAAACCCACCAUGAGCUGCUGCUUGCCCUUCAAUCCACCUUCCCCUCACAAAGCCAUUCUCUCAAGAAAAAGAACCCAAUAUUUUUCUCCCUCUUUUCUCUGCUCACAAAAGCAAGAACCCAAGCUCAUCCUCCAUGAUUCUCUUGAUGCUGCUGGAAUCGACACGAAGCUCGCAAGAGCGGCGAGGGAGGGGUUUUGUCAGCAGGCUGGGAGGAUAACAGAGAUCAACUCUCAAACGAGUAUCGCAAUAAGCAGGGGCGCUGACCUGGCAAAGACAGCCCUCCACGUUGCUGCUGAGGAUGACUCUUUGGUGUCGCAUUCGUCAGUAGAGCUGCCGGUGGAGUCGUACAUUGACCGGCUGGCUGAUCUGUCUUUCGGGUUCUGCUCCCUUUGUAUGCCCCGGUCAAACGCACCACCGGAGGUGUUUCUUGGGAAUUUGGAGAAGUACUUGUAUGUUCACAAGGGAUUUCACCGAACAAAUGUGUUGACAGAAACGCGGGCUUUAUACCUUCACUCUGUUUUGACAUGUAGAUCAGGAUCUUCAGUCAUGUUAUCACUCAUUUACUCGGAAACAUUGAAAAUGUUACGAGUCCUUGGUUUUCUAGAUUUUGAUGUAGAAAUUUACUUUCCUCAUGAUCCUGCUGGUCUUCCUUAUGGUUACCAUAAGCUGAAAAGCAAACUGGAAGAUCAAGCACAUAUAUUAACAUCCAAGGCACUGUUGGUGGAGAUUCUAAGGAACCUAAAGGAUGCAUUCUGGCCAUUCCAGUAUGAAAAUUACAACAGCUUAUUUCUUAGAGCAGCACAUGCUUCUAACCACAUUUAUGGACCAAGCAUUGUAGGAGAAAGAUAUUCUGAAUCAUGUAGCAGCACAAGUGGUUUAGAGAUAGCUUCUACUAAAGCUGCUCAACACAGAUUAGGGCGUGGAGUUUGGACCAAUGUUCGGUUUGGUGAUAUGCGGCGUGCAUUAGCAGCCAGCGAACGCCUUGUCAUCCUAACAAACGAUUAUCAGGAGCUAAGAGACUAUGCUAUACUUCUGUACCACUGUGGCUAUUAUGAGGAGUGCUUGCAUAAUUUGAGAUUGUAUGAGACCUUUAAGGAGGAGGGUGGUCAUGCGCAACAAAGAUCCAGGCUGAGCCAGACUCAUGAAUUGGAGGAGGAUGCAGUGCGAAAACUGAUGGCUCGAGUAAAUCUCAUCCUAGGUGAAGAAGGUUGGAGCGAGAGCAUAUCUCGUAAAAGUUACUGGGGUCAAUAUCAAGAACCAUGGUAGUUCAGUUGAUUUAUUUUAUGGUGUGUGUGUGUUAGGGGGUGGGGUUCAACAUUUAUUAAAUUACACCAAGUCUUGAUAUUUAUUAAAAUGCCCUCCAAAUCUCAAGCUUUGUAUUUCUCUACCCCAAAUCAAAAAAUGCUAAGUAUCAAAUAGUUGAAAGCGAGGGGUACAAUUUAAUAAAUGAUGAUGAUUUGGAGGUUAUGUAGCCAAAAAAAUAAUCCUUUUUUCAUCUGUAUCAUAGUUUUAUUUGGCUUCGAAAUCAUGAAAUGUAAUUUUACACUAACAGAGAUUACAGUCAACACAAAGGUGUUUAUUUUUAGUACCCCGCAACACACAGGGUAAAGGAA
Asparagus officinalis (garden asparagus) is the source of this 1780-nucleotide messenger RNA. RefSeq lists its product as uncharacterized. Lineage: Eukaryota; Viridiplantae; Streptophyta; Magnoliopsida; Asparagales; Asparagaceae. The transcript is spliced from 8 exons. Bases 177 to 1433 code for a protein of 418 amino acids. The record is from RefSeq and is a predicted model, not a curated record.